Messenger RNA from Solea senegalensis (Senegalese sole), 2866 nucleotides. Its product is annotated as extracellular calcium-sensing receptor-like. Gene Ontology annotation, biological process: G protein-coupled receptor signaling pathway. The coding region runs from base 70 to 2697 and encodes 875 amino acids. The record is from RefSeq and is a predicted model, not a curated record. NCBI's taxonomy places the organism in Eukaryota, Metazoa, Chordata, Actinopteri, Pleuronectiformes, Soleidae. Gene Ontology annotation, molecular function: G protein-coupled receptor activity. The transcript is spliced from 9 exons. Gene Ontology annotation, cellular component: membrane.
AUAGAUAAAAUAUGGUGAUAUUGUGAUGAGCCUGAACUUAGACAGGAAUGAACCAGACAGAGCAAAGUCAUGAGGAUAUUUUCAGACACCAAUCUCCUCACAUUAAUGUUGUUCUCCUGUUUUUCCUCUACUCUGUCCUCUCUUUAUUCCUCCUCUUGUCAGUUACGGGGACAGUUUGAUCUAAAUGGGAUGCACAAACCUGGAGAUGUGAUUCUAGGUGGGAUUUUCAAACUUCACUUCUUUCCAGCAUAUCCUGAUCUGUCUUUUACCUCAGAGCCACAACAGCCCACCUGCUUUGGUUUUGAUGUUAUGGGAUUCAGACAUGCUCAGACCAUGGCCUUUGCUAUCGAUGAGAUCAACAGAAACUCUAACCUGCUGCCUAAUGUGACUCUGGGAUACAGUCUGUAUGAUAACUGCAUCCAACUAGGCAUUGCGUUUCGUGCAGCACUGACCUUAGUCAGUGGUCAAGAAGAGCAAGUUACAUUAGGGAAGAACUGUGUAGGAACUCCUCCAGUUCUAGGUAUUGUGGGUGAUUCUUCCUCGACUCGCACUAUUGCCAUAUCCACAGUCUUAGGUUCGUACAGAGUGCCUCUGGUGAGUUAUUUUGCCACAUGUUCAUGCCUGAGUGAUCGACAAAAAUUUCCAUCUUUCUUUAGGACGAUUCCGAGUGAUGCUUUUCAGGUGAAUGCUAUGAUUCAGAUUCUAAAACACUUUGGUUGGACUUGGGCAGGUCUGCUCAUCAGUGAUAAUGAUUAUGGAGUCCAUGCUGCCCGAUCCUUUCACUCUGAUUUGGGUCCAGCUGGUGGAGGUUGUCUGGCUUACACAGAGAUGUUGCCCCGAGUUUACGACCCUGCUGAACUGAGGAGAAUAGUGGAUGUGAUGAGGAAAUCUACAGCUCGAGUGGUGAUUGUGUUUGCAAAUCAGAGUCGCAUACUCAACCUUAUGAAAGAGGUGGUGAGGCAGAAUGUGACAGGCCUGCAGUGGAUGGCCAGUGAAGCCUGGAUCUCAGUGAUUUCACUCCAGAUGCCCCAUCUCAUGCCGUACCUGGGUGGAACACUGGGCAUUGCCAUCCGUCGAGGAGAAAUAUCAGGUCUCAGGGAUUUCCUGUUACAAAUACGUCCUAACCUACAUCACAACAACACCCAUGGAAAUAGCAUGGUGAAUAAGUUUUGGGAACACACAUUUCAGUGCAGCAUUGCACCACGUCCAGAAGGUUGGGUGGAAGCUGGAGGAGAAUUAUGCACUGGACUGGAAGUUAUAGAGAAUGUGGAGACUGAGUUCCUGGAUGUUUCAAACAUCAGGCUAGAGUAUAAUGUGUAUAAGGCUGUGUAUGCACUGGCAUAUGCUCUUGAUGACAUUCUGCAGUGUGAGCCAGGGAGAGGACCUUUCAGCAACAACACCUGUGCUCAUUUACAAAGACUGGAGCCAUGGCAGCUUUUGCAUUACUUGGAAAAAGUCAACUUCACCACAUCAUUUGGUGAUCAAGUGUCAUUUGAUGAAAAUGGUGACGCCUUACCAAUAUACGACAUCAUGAACUGGGUGUGGCUCCCUGAUGGACAAACUAAAGUUCAGAGAGUGGGUGAGGUUAAGAGGUCAGACUUCAAAGGUGAAGAACUCACAUUGGAUGAAGACAAAAUCUUCUGGAACUUUGAAUCCAAACAGCCUCCUCGGUCAGUGUGCAGUGAGAGUUGUCCUUCAGGUACCCGCAUGGCCAGAAAGAAGGGGGAGCCUGUGUGUUGUUUUGACUGCGUCCCUUGUUCUGAGGGAAAGAUCAGCAAUAUGACUAACUCCAUGGAGUGCACCAGUUGCCCAGAAGAUUUCUGGUCCAGCCCCCAUCGUGACCACUGUGUUCCUAAGAAAACAGAGUUCCUCUCCUACCAUGAGCCUUUGGGUAUCUGCUUGACAACCACCUCACUGUUGGGCACGUUUAUCUGUGUUGUUGUUCUUGGCAUCUUCAUCCAUCAUCACAGUACACCUAUAGUUCGUGCCAACAAUUCAGAACUCAGUUUUCUUCUCUUGGUGUCACUCAAAUUGUGUUUCUUGUGUUCGUUGCUGUUCAUUGGACGACCCAGAUUAUGGACUUGCCAACUAAGACAUGCAGCAUUUGGCAUCAGCUUUGUGCUUUGUGUCUCAUGUAUCCUGGUGAAAACCAUGGUGGUUCUGGCUGUGUUCAGGGCCUCCAAACCAGGAGGGGAGUCCAGUCUCAAGUGGUUUGGUGCUGUGCAGCAGAGAGGGACAGUUCUGGUUCUGACUUCUGUUCAAGCAGUAAUCUGCACUGUCUGGCUUGUCUCUGCUUCACCAAUGCCUCAUAAAAACACGCAGUAUCACAGUGACAAGAUAGUUUAUGAGUGUGUAGUUGGGUCCACAGUUGGUUUUGCAGUUUUACUUGGUUAUAUUGGUUUACUGGCUGUCCUCAGUUGUUUGUUAGCUUUUCUAGCAAGGAAUCUUCCAGAUAGUUUCAAUGAGGCCAAACUCAUCACUUUCAGCAUGUUGAUCUUCUGUGCAGUGUGGGUGGCCUUUGUCCCUGCUUAUAUCAGCUCACCAGGCAAAUAUGCAGAUGCAGUGGAGGUAUUUGCUAUCCUGGCCUCCAGUUUUGGCCUCUUGGUGGCACUGUUUGGACCUAAAUGUUACAUAAUCCUGUUGAGACCAGAGAGAAACACAAAGAAAGCCAUCAUGGGUCGAGGCACUGAGACUUAAAAACAGCAAAAUACAAUAUGCUCCAGUCCAUUUUUGCUCUAUGUGAUGAGUUAGUAUAGGUUUUGAUUUCCCAGUUCUCUGUCAAUGUGUGAGUAGUACAUGUAGAGACCUGGCUUUGUGUAGUCAAAUUCAUAUUUUGUCAAAUAAAAGUGCAGAGUGGAAAUCCUUC